Molecule: messenger RNA, 3693 nt
Organism: Aspergillus novofumigatus IBT 16806
Lineage: Eukaryota; Fungi; Ascomycota; Eurotiomycetes; Eurotiales; Aspergillaceae
Product: C2 domain protein
Exons: 5
Coding region: 1-3693 (1230 amino acids)
Molecular function (GO): lipid binding
Source: RefSeq, a predicted model, not a curated record
AUGGCACCAAAUCCCAAUAGCAAGGGGGGGUCUACCUCCCCACAGCAACAUCGAGUUGGAGAACAUUGGAGCGGGACCAACCCCGUUCCGACCAUCUCUAAGUUUAUGGAGCGCCUCAGGAGUGAAGAACAGCAACAGAAAGAAUAUGAGGAGGCCCAGACUGCCAGAGAACGACAGACCGAAGGUGGUGAUAGUCCCCAUCAACCGCGGAAGAGGGCCAAGGGAAAGACUCGCAAAGUGAGAGACCCAGUUACCGGCAAAGAUAUGGAGGUAGAGGACCAGGACGAACACUCAAUGGACACCGUGAAAGAUCCCAAGUUGGUCGUCCCCAAUGCCAACCUGGGAAAGCCAACAGAAGUCAAAACCGAUGCAUGCCAGAACCUGUCCGAAUACAAAGAGAAUCAGGAUGUGACCGCACCACCUGAUCCCAUCGCUGAAGGCACCACGUCUGACGUACCGAUCCACGGCGAGAAAACAAAUAUUCUGUUUCACCCUACACCGACAAUUUCCUAUAAGCCUAUGUUUGAUCAGUUGGAAAAGCGCGCUACCGGAGUCUGUUUGGGUCUUUUUAUUGGUGUACUCUUCCUCGGUCGUGUUUUUGGUGGCUCGCUAUGGGGUCUCAUACCCUUGGCCUGUUGCACUACAACUGGGAUUUGGUUGUGGAUGAAAGAGGUCAUCCGGAGUGGUCGUGAAAUGGAAUGGAGCAGUGAGCAGCUACGAGGGCAAACAGCUACGGCCAACUUGUUGCCGGAAUCUGUCGAAUGGAUGAAUACUUUCCUCGGCGUCGUCUGGGGCCUGCUGAACCCCGAUAUGUUGGCGCCCAUCGCUGAUACUAUCGAGGACAUCAUGCAAGCUUCUGCGCCAAGUGUCGUGGAGAACGUCCGUAUCGCUGAAAUCGACCAGGGAAACAACCCUAUACGGAUUCUGAGCAUGCGGGCUCUUCCGGACGAGCACGUGCAGCAACUGAAAGAUAAUAUCCGCGAAGAGAACAAGAAAAACAAGGAUCCUCAGGAGGCAGCAGCUGCUGAAGAGGGUGGCAGCUACUACAACCUCGAAGCUUCUUUUGCAUACCAUGCAAAGCCGAGUGGCCAAAGUGCUUCCUCGAAAGCACGUAACAUGCAUAUGCAGGUUAUAUUCUUCCUGGGAAUCCAGGGUCUAUUCGGAGUGCCUUUCCCGGUGUUUGUGGAAUUGAUUGAGAUGGUUGGAACUAUACGCCUGAGACUGCAGAUGAUGCCAGAAGCUCCUUUUAUGAAGGAGAUUACGUACAGUCUUGUUGGCAUUCCGCAUAUUAGAGCCGGCUGCAUGCCGAUGGUGAGACAUGGUAUCAAUGUCCUCAAUCUACCGCUGAUCUCCAACUUUGUCAACUAUGCCAUAGGCACUGCCUGCAGCCUUUUCGCAGCACCCAAGUCAAUGACCAUGGAUCUGGGCAUGCUCCUCAAGGGUGACGAUAUCAUCAAGGAAACCCAGGCUAUCGGUGUGAUGUGGGUUCGGAUCCACCGCGCCGUUGGACUGAGCAAGCAGGAUAAGCGUGGCACCCAUGGCGGCGGGAGUGAUCCUUAUAUCAACCUCUCCUUCUCCAAAUACGGCAAACCUAUGUACUGCACCCGUGUCAUUACAGAUGAUCUGAAUCCGAUCUGGGAAGAGACUGCAGCUUUGCUGGUCACCCCGGAACUAAUCAAGGUGGAUGAGAACCUCAGCGUUGAACUGUGGGACUCGGAUCGCAACACGGCUGAUGACAUUGUCGGCAAAGUGGAACUGCCCAUCCGGGAAAUGCUGGCGCACCCAGGUCGCAUGUAUCCUCAAGUCUCCAAGCUGCAGGGUCUGAACGACGGUAGCGAGAUGCCCGGUGAGCUGCAUUGGGAAGUUGGGUUCUUUGGAAAGCCGAAGUUAAGGCCGGAAUUGAGGACGGAUGGCAAGAGGAAAGACCUCCCGGAGAAUCUUCAAGACAUCCCAGAGUUCCAGGACGAGAAGGGCACUAUCAUUACCGAAGAAGAAGAUGCGAUCACGCACACGCCGCCCGAUCCAUUGUGGCCUAGCGGUAUCCUAAGCGUUGUGGUUCAUCAGAUCGUGCACCUGCAACUUGCCAAUAUUAAAGGCACUACCGGUAGUCGAAAGGGAAGGGAGUACGAGCCGGCGAAGAAUUACGGCGAAAGCACUGAAGAGGAAGGCAAAGAGUUGCCCACCAGCUAUUGCAAGAUUAUGCUCAACGAUGAGUUGGUAUACCGGACUCGAGCCAAAGCACUUAGCUCCAAGCCCAUAUUCAACGCUGGUACUGAGCGAUUUGUCCGCGACUGGCGUUCAUCAAUGGUCACGGUGACCGUCAGGGACCAACGAUAUCGGGAGCACGACCCGAUCCUGGGAGUGGUGCAACUGAAGCUUACCGACCUCUUUCAGAAGUCCUCGCAAGUCACCAGAUGGUACCCUCUCGAUGGCGGUGUUGGCUUUGGACGGAUUCGUAUCUCGCUGCUGUUCCGGCACGUCGAAACGAAGCUGCCCCCCAAAAUGCUCGGGUGGGAUGUGGGCACGUUCCACUUCGUGUCGGACAAGCUUACGCUGCAAGGGUUCAACCAUCGGGCUAAGAUCAAACUGCGCACCGGUGGAAGCAGUGGAAAGAUCUCACGUGUCCAGUGCCAUAUCGAGGGGAACAACUCAUACUACGACCUGACUAAUGAAGACUUCCGUCGGAGUAUCCGACUUCCGGUGAAGCAUCGCUAUCGGUCCCCUGUCGUAUUCGAGCUGCACACGCAGGGCAAACACGGAGCUGCGGGUUACGCAGUUCUCUGGCUACAGCACCUCGUGGACAACGAGGAGACCGAAAUCGACCUACCUAUCUGGUCGACGAAGAACGGAAGCCGACUCACCCAGAACUACAUCACCGAGGAAAACUGGAAAGCAAAGGAAGUACCUGGCCUGGAAGACCUCCAAGAAAUCGGUCGUCUGCAGCUUCGGGGUCUCUUCACUCCCGGUAUCGAUGACUCCCACGAGCACUACGUGGUAGACAGCAAUUCGCGCGAGACCUUUGAAACAUGGGAAGCCUGCAUGGCCGAAGGCGUGCGGCCUCACAGAGUCACCGCCGAGAUCCCCGAGGACAUCGAGAAACUCCACGAACAGUCUCUCAGAGCCGGUCGCGACGUCUUGAAACAAAGCCACCCCAGAGAGCGCAAGCGCUGGAUCGACAAACAGGGAAACGACUGGAGCGGUGCGUUCGGCGACGACCCGGCCGCCUAUGUUGACUCCAAGGGUCGCAAGAUCGCAGAGCCAGGUCGGGACCAGCCCCCGCAAGACCCAGUCAACCCACCGCCCAAGGAGGUCGAGCCCACCGGGGCCGCGCACCCCAGCGAUUAUGAGGAGGACUCAUCGGAGUCGUCGUCAGACGAGGACACCCAGCCAGAGCAGCAGCAGGAGCAGCAGCAGCAGCAGCAGCAGCAGCAGCAGCAGCAGCAGCGACAACCUUCCGAACCUCAAACCAUCACGACGAAGCCCAGCGAAGCCAGCUCAAGCAACGCCCCGUCGAAGCGGGCAGCCAAGCGCAGCGAACAGCGCCAGCAGCGCGGUCUGAUGCAAUGGAAGCCGGCGCGCAACGCGGUGUUCGCACGGGAUGAAGCCAAGUAUGCACUGCGCAAAGUGAAGCACAAGUUCACCGGCAACCUGAGCGGACGAGAGCCGGACAUCGAGACCGAGACGGGACAGUAA